AUGACAGAAGAUUUCCUAAGAGCAGAAUUUUUGCAGAAGUGUGAUGGUGUAGUUUAAAUGUCCGGCCGUUUCCGCUAGAAGCAGGCGCAGCAGUGUGACGGAGGAGUGUGACGGAGGAGUCAUGCUGAAGUGGAGUGUGUUUGUGUAUGUGGUCGGGGUGAUGGUGGCUCUGCUCCACCUGCAUUACACACACAGGAGGAUGCUGACCGAGCUGCAGAGCGUCCGGACCGAGUGCAGCAACUUCUACUGCUAUUACUGCUGCUCUGGGGUGGACCUCAUGACACUGGCAUGUGGGAGCAGUAGAGAGAAGCGGGACGUGUCCUCACAGGGGACAAAGAGAAAGAAGAGACAGACAGAACAGCGCACGUUCCUGCACCUGGUUCCUGCCUACACACACUCAUAUGAUGAGCGCGAUACGACCGUUCUUACCUGGGGGGUUGGGCGUAGCCAGGGGGCGGGGCUUCAGCUAUCAGGGGGCGGGGAGUCCAUCACCGUGGUGACCGAAGGCUUGUACUUCAUUUACAGUCAGGUCCUCUAUAAGGAUCCCACCUUCGUCAUGGGUCAUGUGAUCACUCAGCGUCUGAAGGGGGCGGAGACUAAACUGAUGAAGUGCCUAAAGAGCAUGCCCACUAAUGUGAGCGUGCCUCUGAACACGUGUUACACAGCAGGCGUUCACUUCCUGGAGUCUGGGUCAGUUCUGGAACUUUCUGUUCCCCGGAGAUCAGCUGAGCUGGUCAUCUCGGCUCAGGCCACCUUCAUGGGAAUCUUCAGCAUCUGAACUCCUUUAUAUAUAUGUGUGUGUGUGUGUGUGUGUGUGUGUAUUUCAUUGUGAGCAGAUUUUUAAUAAGAAAGAGUGAUUCUGAUCCGGUGCACGUCUCAUCCUCAUGUGUCGUGUUGUGUGAGGAUCUGGCUCCACCGUGACGUGAUGCUAAGAAGCUCCGGUACCACAUUACAGCGACACCGCUAACAUCACACACAUUCGCCUCUCAGCAGUUACUGUAGCGACUGUUUGCUAACAUAAAACCUACUCGUGUUAGCUGUGUUACCUUUCAUUCGUGCGAUAUGGUGGUGUGUGUACAGAAUUCUCUGUAGUGUUUACCAGACAGAUCUGAAAUCAUGGGAGUUUGUUAGUAAAGUGAAAUGAUAUGGACUGAUCCAUAACUGAGAGUGCCAUGCUAGGUGAUGUUAGCUUCCUCCUCCUUCUUUUGCUUCUUCUUCUUUGCUGUUUAACAUCAGUAGGUACAUUACCACCAACUGUAGGUACUUGUUAGCUUAGGGUAGUUUAUCAAACACCGAGCCUAGGUGCUGGUGUCUGUUGCUUUGGUAACGCGACGUCUGUGAAUUCAGGGGCGGAGCUUCAAAAGGAGCGCUGAGGUGGAGCUGUUGAGUUCACAAAGAAUUGCUUAUCCCCCCUUUAAGGAAAGCUCAUAGGGAGGUUAUAAGCGCUAUAUAGGACUUUAAUCAUAUCUGCGUGCACGCACACACACACACACACACACACACACACACACACACACACAAUCUAAGUAUUUCAGACCCCAAUCUAUUAAAUCCUGCUCUAUUUUAAAGGUUAUGGAGACACCUAGUGGAUAAACUGGGAACUACAAUCAUACAAUCAUAUCAUGUAUUAAAUUAUCCUAAAUAUCUUUAUUUUCUUUACAACCAAAACUGAACAGUCACGUGUGCUCAUGCGUUUUUUUUAUGCUAAUCCUUUUUUAUAGUGUUUCUGUGACUUCUGAAUUUUAACCUUUUGAAAAUAGUUUUGUAAAAUCUACAGAAAUGUGUGAAGUGUUUCAAUAAAACACAUCAGACUGUCCUGUGGUCCUCAGAAUCGAGAAAUAACCCAAAACAAACUAACUAACUAAAAAAAAUAAACAUUUUGUCACAUUACUCAUAUUAGUGAAUGAAUGCUUAAAAUGAAGUAAUCAUGGUAAUAAUAAUAAUAAUAAUAAUAAUAAUAAUGAAAUCAGUCAUGUCUUUUGAAAGCUCUGGGGCUCCAACAAAUGCAUAAAGAUCAAUGUCAUAAGAAAACAACGAUAACUUGCAAUAUGUUAAUGAAAAAAGAAAAUAACAUAUAAAGAGUCAUAUUCAGAAUAAAUCCACUCUGUUAUAUACAGAGGGGCCCAAAUGUUCAGGAUACACACUCCAACUGUUCUUAUCUAUGCCCUUGGAAUGGAAUUCAAGGGAUGAUUUAAAAUUUUUAAAUAAUAAAAUCGUUUCUAUGUGUAAAAAAAAAAGAAUUAUAAUAUUGUACAUGUUGAAACAUUUUGUUUGUUUGUUUAUAUUACCGCACUGAG
Molecule: messenger RNA, 2297 nt
Organism: Clarias gariepinus (North African catfish)
Lineage: Eukaryota; Metazoa; Chordata; Actinopteri; Siluriformes; Clariidae
Gene: tnfsf13
Product: TNF superfamily member 13
Exons: 6
Coding region: 122-778 (218 amino acids)
Biological process (GO): immune response
Cellular component (GO): membrane
Molecular function (GO): tumor necrosis factor receptor binding; receptor ligand activity
Source: RefSeq, a predicted model, not a curated record